This is a messenger RNA of Rubroshorea leprosula, 527 nucleotides long. Lineage: Eukaryota; Viridiplantae; Streptophyta; Magnoliopsida; Malvales; Dipterocarpaceae. The record is from the annotation of a GenBank genome assembly.
CUUUGUGCUGAGGUUUCUCAAGAGGGAGAGGAGAAGAAAAGGGAGUAGUCAGUAUCCUUUAGCACCAUGGUGAAGUUCAGUAUUUAUUCGGUGCUGCUAGUUUUGUCUGUCGCAACUGGAGCGGCUAUCGCUGCGGAGGAUCCUGGCUUCACCAUUAAAAAGUAUUGCUGUGAAACUAACAUGGCUGCAAAAUGUGUGCUUGAGGUUUUUGACAGCAUAUUCAAGACUAGAACUGUAACCGAUAAAUGUUGUCAGGAGCUCGGAGCUUUGGGUUAGAUUUGUUACAAUGCAUUUGUGUUGAAGUCUCUUCAAAAUCCUGAAUUCAAAAACAAGAAUUCAUUGGUGGUUUUGGUGAAGAGCAAGCAAGUGUGAAACAAGUGUGCUUUAGUUUCGCCAACUCCUUCCCUUGUUUAAAUUUAAAAAUUAGUUGUUACCGAUCAACGGUUGUAAAAGCCACCUUUAUGUAACCGAUAAUAUAGCUUUAAAUAACAUGCUUUGGUCGACAAUAUUAAAAGGCUCACUUCUAA